Rhipicephalus microplus (southern cattle tick) is the source of this 282-nucleotide messenger RNA. Its product is annotated as ubiquitin-conjugating enzyme E2 D4-like. Lineage: Eukaryota; Metazoa; Arthropoda; Arachnida; Ixodida; Ixodidae. The record is from RefSeq and is a predicted model, not a curated record.
AUGCACGCGCCUCCACAUGGCGUGGUCAAAGUCAAGUUCAAAAGCAAGAUCAACCACCCCAACAUCGAUUGGGACGGCAACAUUUGCCUCAACAUGCUCACAUCGAUUUGGACUCUCGCUCAGUCCAUUUCCAAGCUUCUCACUGCCAUUUGCUGGCUGAUGAGCAACCCGAGCGUCACCGACCCCCGCGCGACCAACGGGGCCUCCGGCUACCGGAAGAAUCGGGGCCACUGCAAGAACACGGCGCGUGAGUGGACCAAGAAGCACGGCUUCAGGAAAUGA